GCUUCCCCCCACCCACCAUUCUUUCCGGGCCUUGUCCGCCACCUAAUGGAUCAUCGAGACGAGGGCCCAGAGGGCCCCUGAUGCGGCGGAUCGAAGCCUAGAGCGGCAGCCCCCGGGGCCCUACAUCCGUGAAGGGGGGGGACAGGAUAAAGACAACGAGUCUUGGGAACAAUGUGGGUGGGCACCGAAUGGAAUGGAGGGGUCCUUAGAGGUGGACUGAAGGCCCGAUCGGGGUAAAGUGUCUACUGUGUAGGCGUAGAAUUGGAGGGGCAAGCAAAGUCACCGCCUCUAUCCCUCCGGUCAGCAUGAUGGCCAGAGGCCUGGGGUCUCCCCACCGGGUGACCGUGGGACUGCUGAUCUGGGCGGCCCUGGGGCUGCUGGUGGCCGGACACGAGGGUCACGGCGACCUGCACAAGGACAUCCAUGGGCAUCCACAUGAGGACUUCCACCAUGGACACAGCCAUGCCCACGGCCAUGGCCACACUCAUGAGAGCAUCUGGCAUGGACAUACCCACGGUCACGACCAUGGACAUUCACAUGAGGAUUUGCACCAUGGCCAUAGCCAUGGCCACUCCCAUGAGAGCCUCUCCCACAGAGGACAUGGACAUGACCAUGCGCAUAGCCAUGGAGGCUAUGGGGAGUCUGGGGCUCCAGGCAUCAAGCAGGACCUGGACACUGUCACUCUUUGGGCCUAUGCACUUGGGGCCACAGUGCUGAUCUCGGCAGCUCCGUUUUUUGUCCUCUUCCUUAUCCCUGUGGAGUCGAACUCCCCUCGGCAUCGCUCAUUGCUCCAGAUCUUGCUCAGUUUUGCUUCUGGGGGCCUUCUAGGAGAUGCCUUUCUGCACCUCAUCCCUCACGCCCUGGAGCCUCAUUCCCACCACCCCCCGGUGGAGCAGCCAGGUGGACACGGACACUCGCACAGUGGCCAGGGCCCCAUUCUCUCCGUGGGGCUGUGGGUCCUCGGUGGAAUUGUCGCCUUCCUUGUGGUGGAGAAAUUUGUAAGACAUGUGAAAGGAGGACACGGACACACGCAUGGUCACACGCAUGGAAGCCAUGGACAUGGAAGGCAAGGUCCUUCAAAGGAGAAGCAGAGUUCCGAGGGAGAAGAAAAGGAUACCGGGGGGCCACGGAAGAGGAAAGGAGGGAGCACGGGGCCCAAAGAUGGGCCGGUGAGACCUCAGAACGCUGAAGAGGAAACAGCAGGCUCAGAUCUCCGUGUGUCGGGGUAUCUGAAUCUGGCUGCUGACCUGGCACACAACUUCACCGACGGCCUGGCGAUCGGCGCUUCGUUCCGAGGAGGCCGAGGACUGGGGAUCCUGACCACUGUGACGGUCCUGCUACAUGAAGUGCCCCAUGAAGUCGGAGACUUCGCCAUCUUGGUCCAGUCUGGCUGCAGCAAAAAGCAGGCAAUGCGUCUGCAGCUGGUGACGGCAGUCGGGGCAUUGGUGGGCACAGCCUGUGCCCUUCUGGCUGAAGGAGGGGCAGUGGGCAGUGCAGUGUCAGGCAGUACAGGUCCUGGCUGGGUCCUGCCAUUCACUGCAGGGGGCUUCAUCUAUGUGGCCACGGUGUCUGUGUUGCCCGAGCUGUUGAGGGAGGCCUCCCCACUGCAGUCACUUCUGGAAGUGCUGGGGCUGCUGGGCGGUGUUGUAAUGAUGGUGCUGAUAGCCCACCUCGAGUGAGAGGCGGGAGGAAUUGCCCCCUACUCUUGCCUCAAGGCCCCAGCCCGUCACUCCAGAUUGGGGGUUCGGACCAGGAAUAUCUGCCAGAGGAAAGAGCUGUGGCCUCAGAAGUGGUGAUUUGGGCGGUGGAACCAUAGCAGUUUGGCAGUUGAGCAGGGGCUAUCCAGGUGAGAAGCAGCAGCCAGAAGGACCGCACUGUUGGGCACCAACUGACCACAGAGUUGGGAUUUCAGGGGCUAAAGGGGGCUGUGAAGAAAACUGGAAGGGAGUAGGAUGAUGCCAGCCUACCAGUGUCCCCAAUUCCACCGACUCUCAGAGGACCAAGCUGCCACAUACAGUCUUCUCCAAGGGCCACCUGCUUCUCUCCCACCUGCUGGAGGCUUCCAGGAAGUUCAGAGCCCUGGACAGAGGAGAAGAAUCGGGGUUGGGGUGGGGGGUGGUGAACAUCCAUUAAACGUCUGUGAAUCGUG
Messenger RNA from Echinops telfairi (small Madagascar hedgehog), 2149 nucleotides. RefSeq names its product solute carrier family 39 member 7 (gene SLC39A7). The record is from RefSeq and is a predicted model, not a curated record. Gene Ontology annotation, cellular component: membrane. The coding region runs from base 306 to 1679 and encodes 457 amino acids. Lineage: Eukaryota; Metazoa; Chordata; Mammalia; Afrosoricida; Tenrecidae. The transcript has 7 exons. Gene Ontology annotation, biological process: intracellular zinc ion homeostasis; zinc ion transmembrane transport. Gene Ontology annotation, molecular function: zinc ion transmembrane transporter activity.